Messenger RNA from Aspergillus sclerotioniger CBS 115572, 947 nucleotides. Its product is annotated as NAD(P)-binding protein. The coding region runs from base 42 to 857 and encodes 271 amino acids. Gene Ontology annotation, molecular function: oxidoreductase activity, acting on the CH-OH group of donors, NAD or NADP as acceptor. The transcript is spliced from 5 exons. The record is from RefSeq and is a predicted model, not a curated record. Lineage: Eukaryota; Fungi; Ascomycota; Eurotiomycetes; Eurotiales; Aspergillaceae.
CUCGAGCAGUCAAUACUCUUUCCACCCCUUCGCUCGUCAAAAUGCCGUCCUACGUUAUUACUGGAGCUUCUAGAAACCUUGGCUGGGAAUUCCUCCGCCAAAUCUCCAACGAUCCCAACAAUACUGUCAUCGGCCUCGUCCGAAACAAAUUAGAAACCGAUAAGAAGGUAUUGGAAGAAUUGCAAGACCGGACCAACAUCCACAUCUUGCAGGCUGACAUCACCGACUACGCCGCUCUGCAGAAUGCCGCUGCAGAGACAGCUAAUAUCACUGGCGGAGGUCUCGACUAUCUCAUCGCCAAUGCCGGGGCUGUGGCCCACUUUGAUGCUUAUGACCCGAUCGGGGUGUUGGGCCAACAACCCGACAUCCUGGAGAAUGAGCUCAUGACCAUGUUCCAAGUCAAUGUUGUUGGCAAUAUUCACCUCUUUAACCUCUUUGUUCCUCUCGUCCGCAAAGGUGAGGUCAAGAAGGUGAUUGCCAUCUCCUCGGGUCAGGGCUCCCUGGAGAUCAUCCCGAAAUUGAAGAUCAAGGUGGCUUCGCUGUAUGCCAUUAGCAAGGCCGGCUUGAAUACUGCAGUGGCCAAGUUUGCUGUGCAGUAUGCCGAGGAGGGAAUUCUGUUUAUGAGCAUCUGUCCGGGCAUGGUUGAUACGGGACGCUAUGUCGGUGCUACUCCGGAACAGUUGGUAGGAUUGGGUGAGAUGUUGAAGUCGUUCACCGAGUAUGCGCCUCACUUUAAAGGCCCCAGCACCACCGAGGCUGCUGUCAAGGAUGUGCUAUCUGUGAUAAACAAAUCGAGCGUGGAAAAGGGCGACAGUGGAACUUUUGUUUCGCACUAUGGGAACCAGCAAUGGCUAUAGGUCUUUAGCAUUCGAGUGCUAGAACAUGCUGAUCCCGAGUGCUGUGAAAGCUGGUAGCAAUUUACUCAACAUGUAACUCAAAGAUCGAGA